Branchiostoma belcheri (Belcher's lancelet) is the source of this 1968-nucleotide messenger RNA. RefSeq names its product deleted in malignant brain tumors 1 protein-like. Gene Ontology annotation, cellular component: membrane. The record is from RefSeq and is a predicted model, not a curated record. Lineage: Eukaryota; Metazoa; Chordata; Leptocardii; Amphioxiformes; Branchiostomatidae. The transcript is spliced from 10 exons. Bases 1 to 1968 code for a protein of 655 amino acids.
AUGAACACCAUUUACCAAGUAAACGUCACUUCCGGUCAAAAGACGUCACUUCCGGUCGGCAACGUAUCGCGUCCGUUUGCCCUGGAUUUCGACUACAAGAACGACUACAUCUACUGGACUGGAAACGGCAAGAUACUGCAGGCUCACAGGAACGGGACUGGGAAAAGGGAACUGCUAGACAACAACAUUACAGCUGGAGGACUGGCUCUCGACCUAGCUGGUCAUAACAUCUUCUGGACCGACGUCGGAAGGAAGACCAUCUCGGCAGCACGGAUAGACGGGAGCUACCAGAAAACCCUCAUCUCUGCGGACCUGGACCAGCCCCGAGUUAUCGUUCUUCAGCCGUCUAACGGGUACAUGUACUGGACAGAUUGCGGUCACGAGUCCAAGAUUGAACGGGCUGCCAUGGACGGUAGCGGCCGGACAACGCUCGUCAACACACACGUGCUGAGACCCACCGGGCUAGCAAUCGACUUUCAGGAGAACGUGCUGUAUUGGUGUGAUGGCGGAGACCCGAACUACCGACUGGAGAGAUCGGAUCUUCUCGGCAAUAAUCGUCGGGUCGUCGUGUCGUACCCGAACACGCAGUUCCUCGGCGUUGCGGUCGACAAUGGCAACAUCUACUGGACGGCGCGAAAUUUGAUAAAGUUGGCCAGAACAUCAGAGGCAAAUACUGGCCUUCGAGUUGCCAUAGGGAGUGGGUACGGUGAACUGAACGGCAUUCAUCUACACAAAGAUGGCGUCGCCUCUGACGUCACCAACGCUUGUUCUUCUUCCAAUGGCGGAUGCCACCAUCUGUGCCUGGCUCUUCCCGGAGGGAGGAGGUGUGCUUGUCGUGACGGCUGGGUCCUCCAGGAGGAUGAAUCUACCUGCUCUCCUCCCGAUGUCCGUUUGGUUGGUGGGAGCAGUCACUACGAGGGGAGGGUAGAAGUUCAGCGUUACCAUCAAUGGAAGACAGUCUGCGAUGAUAACUGGGACAUCGACAACGCACGUGUGGUGUGUCGGCAGAUGGGGUACCCUGACGCCAUGGAGGCAAAAAGUGAAGCGUAUUUUGGCCAGGGGUUGGGCGGGAGGGACACCAUCGGGCUAGACGAAGUGGAUUGUACCGGAAAUGAAGCUAAUUUAUUUGAUUGCACACAUAGAGGUUGGGGUGUCAGCGACUGUGGACACCAAGAGGACGCUGGAGUUGUUUGUCAGUUGGAUGUCCGUCUAGUGCGAGGAGGCUCUGCGUACCAGGGGAGAGUCGAGGUCCUGCACGGCGGAGUUUGGGGUACUGUUUGCGACCGCGGCUGGGACCUAAGAGACGCCGACGUCGUCUGCCGUCAGCUCGGGUACCCGGAGGCGGCGACGGCUGAAACAGGCGCGGCGUUCGGCGAGGGGACGGGGCUGAUCUGGGUAGACGACGCGACGUGCUCCGGGUACGAGACCAGCCUGACCAAAUGUGGCCACGCGGGGUGGAACACGAGCAGCUGCGAUCACAGUCAGGAUGCUGGUGUCGUAUGCCAGUUGCUAGCUGUGCGUCUUGUCGGCGGAAGCGCUCCUAGCGAGGGACGGGUGGAAGUGCUCCACCAGGGCAAAUGGGGGACCGUCUGCGACGACCAGUGGGACCUGAUGGACGCCCGCGUCGUCUGCCGUCACCUUGGUUACCCGGACGCAGUUUCGGCAUUGCCAUCGGCUCACUUCGGAGAGGGUUCGGGGCCCGUCUGGCUGGACAAUCUGGUCUGCGAGGGAAACGAAAGUGGACUGUCGGAGUGCGGUCACAACGGGCUGGGCGUGGAGAACUGUGAGCACAGCGAGGACGCAGGAGUAGUAUGUGCGCCAUCUAGCGAGCCGACAACAGUGACAACUGCGGGUGAAUCAUCAACAGUGACAACUCUGGGCGUUGUCACGGAUAGUACAGACAUGGGUGGAGGGACCACAGGCAAGUUUAAGAGAUUUAAAGCCUUUGGUGCGGGAUUCUUGUUUUAG